AUGGACACGUCUGCUGCGGCCUCUCACGACGACGAAAUGCUUGCGCUGACGCUGCAAGAUGUUGAGGACUCGGAGCGCCGUCCGCCGCCCAAGCCGCGCGCUGCCGAGACAUCCUUUGAAACCUUUACUCACGAGAGCGCGGAGCCGAGUGAGCCUCUGUCCAUGCCAUUGACGCUACCGACGUCGCCCACGUUGCUUCCGCUGUCCUCAUCGCCGUCUUCCACCGCGUCUCACCACCGUCAGCAGCAGCUGAGCGUGCAACAAUACUUCCAGACCGAGAGCAGCGCCGGCGGGGAUUUUAACACGGAAAUGCAGAAAUCUAACGACGAAUAUCGACGCUUAACAGACGCAAUUAACCUGAAUGUACCGAAUGUUACCGGUUCAGGUACCGGUACAAGUGGACGUUUGAUCACCUCCACACCUCACGGGGUGGACAUAACGUCCACUUUGACACCGCCACACAAGGGUAAGAAGAGAAAGCAAGGCACCAACGUAAGUAUCGACCUACAGACCAAGAUCCGUAUCAUCGAGGUGGCUGAACAAUACCAGUAUGACCCCAAGAGCUCCAGUCGCAGUAAACAAGAAGGCGGACUGCCUGGUCAUCACGGUAAGGAGAUCGUGAACGGCAUCCGUCUAGCAGAGCAAUUCGGUCUCAAUAAGAGCACUGUAAGUCGCAUCUUGAAGCGUAAAGAGGAGUUCAAGAAGGCCUACUACAAGGACAAUAUCUCGGGCUGUUCCAAGCACAUCAACAAGAAAUCCAAGUUUGAUAAACUCAAUCGACUGGUGGAGAACUGGUUCGACAUGAACCGAGAGAAGAACGGGACGAUAUCAGACACUCUGAUCCGAGAUGUUGGCAAAAGAUACGCAGAGGAGCUCGGUAUCGAGGAUUUUCGAGGAUCGAACGGCUGGGUGCGUAGUCUACGCAAUCGCAAGGAGCAUACAGCACGAAAUACAGUGUCGAUCGAGGAACAAGAAGCUGAGAAGAGGAAGAAAGACAGUGAGGCUAUCGAACGCAUGCGGAACAUUUUUCCCAAUGGUGUCAAGGACAUGGCUGGAUUCUUCAAGGAUCUAUCGACAUAUCUGGAGAAAGAUGGCGCUGGCAUGGGCGGAUUUGGAGAUAUUAGCGGUAACAAUAGUAGCAAUGGAAGUGCGAGAGAUGCUGCCAUGACGCUGGCGGGGGCGUCAUAUACGGACAUCGACGACGGUAUUCCACGCGACGAUGACGGAGCAAUGGCAGAAGAAUUUCUCAAGAAAAAGAUGAUCGACUCGUUACGUAUUUGGUCUCAAGAACUCAUGGCAUCGGAGCUGGCCAAGCUCAAGAAACGAAUGAAACCGCGUCAGGCAGCUAUUCUAUAA
Molecule: messenger RNA, 1356 nt
Organism: Phytophthora nicotianae INRA-310
Lineage: Eukaryota; Oomycota; Peronosporomycetes; Peronosporales; Peronosporaceae
Exons: 1
Coding region: 1-1356 (451 amino acids)
Cellular component (GO): nucleus
Molecular function (GO): DNA binding
Source: RefSeq, a predicted model, not a curated record